AUGACGGAUAAAGGCAUGCCUACCGAACAUGCUUUUGACUUAUACGCCAAAUCAGCGAGCAAGAAAAAGUCCCACAAGCACCAGUCUGGGGAGGGCUGCAACAAUCCCCCUGCGAAGAAAUCUCGAACAGACAACCCUCCUGCGUCUACUCCCACAAAGGAGACAACUCCUCAACCAGCUCCUGCCAGAGAUGUAACUCCUCCACCUCCCGGAGUUCUUACCAUGACUUCUAGCUGGCGAUGCUCGAGGACGCUCACCGCUCAAUUUGAAAAGAGACUUAGCAAUUAUCUUAGUGCUGCUGAGGCUCGAUACACCGAGAAACUCAAGGCGUCUGAGGCUACUCAUGCCGAGCAGCUGAAGGUAGUUGAGGCAAAGCAUUAUGAGGCUAUUAAGGAAUCCGAGGCUAAGCACACCGAGGCCCUUAAGGAACCUGAGGCGAAGCACCUCGAGGCGCUGCAAGUGACCGAGGCCAAACUCACUUCUCUUGAAGAAGAGUUGAAAAAGAAGGAGGCGAGUAUUGCCAAGAUCACUGAAUCUAAGGAGCAAUACAAGGAGACUUCGCUCAUAAAUUACCGGGAAGCCCACAAGCUUCAAGCUGAGCUGGAGAUAAGCCGUAAAGAAGUUACUGCACUGGAGGAAGAGAAUACCCGCAAUGUUGAAGACUACAAAUGGGCGGCGUUCGAGUGCUUUUACUUGUUCUAG
Messenger RNA from Humulus lupulus (European hop), 702 nucleotides. Its product is annotated as actin cytoskeleton-regulatory complex protein PAN1-like. The coding region runs from base 1 to 702 and encodes 233 amino acids. The transcript is spliced from 3 exons. Lineage: Eukaryota; Viridiplantae; Streptophyta; Magnoliopsida; Rosales; Cannabaceae. The record is from RefSeq and is a predicted model, not a curated record.